Molecule: messenger RNA, 1448 nt
Organism: Etheostoma spectabile (orangethroat darter)
Lineage: Eukaryota; Metazoa; Chordata; Actinopteri; Perciformes; Percidae
Gene: fam50a
Product: family with sequence similarity 50 member A
Exons: 13
Coding region: 171-1172 (333 amino acids)
Biological process (GO): chromatin organization
Cellular component (GO): nucleus
Source: RefSeq, a predicted model, not a curated record
CGUCCUCGCCAUUUUUCUUGUUGUGGUGUGUAGGGAGGUCUAUGGGUCUGGCCGGGUCUACAUUCACAGUUCUGGAAAAUUCUGUGUUGUAUUUCACAAUUUAACGCCUCGUUUUGUUAUCUGUGUAUUAAAACGUCUCACACGCGAGCGUCGAAAACAAAGAAAGCAACAUGGCGCAGUACAAAGGAGCUGCCAGUGAGGCUGGGAGAGCCAUGCAGCUGAUGAAAAAACGAGAAAAAGAAAGAGAACAUCUUGAACAGCUAAAGCAGAAGAUUGCAGAGGACAACAUGGUCAAGUCCAACAUUGAUAAGAAAUUCUCAGCUCACUACGAUGCUGUGGAGGCAGAGCUAAAGUCCAGCACAGUUGGUCUGGUAACACUGAAUGAUAUGAAGGCCAAGCAGGAGGCGCUGGUGAAGGAGAGAGAGAAACAGCUGGCCAAGAAGGAGCAGUCCAAGGAACUCCAGUUAAAGCUUGAGAAGCAGAAAGAGAAGAAGAGAAAGGAGGAACAGAAGAGGAAAAUAGCCAGUUUAUCGUUUAAUCCGGAAGACGAGGGAGAAGAAGAAGAGGAUGAGGAAACUGAAGAGGAAGAACAGGAUUACUGUGCUAAGAAGAAGAAACUGGGGAAAAAUCCAGACGUGGACACAAGCUUCCUUCCUGAUCGAGACAGAGAGGAGGAGGAGAAUCGUCUCCGGGAGGAACUCAGGCAGGAAUGGGAGCUCAAACAGGAGAAGAUAAAGAGUGAGGAGAUUGAGAUUACAUUCAGCUACUGGGAUGGCUCUGGGCAUCGUAAGACUGUCAAGAUGAAGAAGGGAAAUACCAUCCAGAACUUUCUGCAGAGGGCCCUGGAGGUCCUCCGAAAGGACUUCAGUGAGCUCAGGUCUGCCGGAGUAGAGCAGCUGAUGUACAUCAAAGAGGAUCUGAUUAUCCCACAUCACCACAGUUUUUACGACUUCAUUGUGACCAAAGCCAGAGGCAAAUCUGGUCCUCUUUUCAGCUUUGACGUCCACGAUGAUAUUCGUCUGGUGAACGACGCCACUGUUGAAAAAGAUGAGUCCCAUGCAGGUAAAGUGGUGCUGAGGAGCUGGUAUGAGAAGAACAAGCACAUCUUCCCCGCUAGUCGCUGGGAGCCGUACGAUCCUGAGAAGAAAUGGGACAAAUAUACGAUCCGGUGAAACCUGUCUUCUCCAGUCUCUGAAAUCCUCGAUGCAAAGUUUUUUGUUGUUGAUUUCCGUUUUAUUUUACCCUUAUUAUAUACUGUAUAGUUCAUCAAUGCCUUCAUAAACUAUUGAUUUGUAAUUUUACUUGGAGUUCAAAAUACUUGUUUCCCCAAAUGUAUUUGUAUUGCCAAUGCAAUGUUUCCUGUAAAAACAACCCCCCCACAUCCCAUAUGUGUAUAGCCCAUAAACAUGUUGUAGGAUCUAUGCGUGAUAAAGUGAACUUGGCUAUGA